Molecule: messenger RNA, 1277 nt
Organism: Exophiala viscosa
Lineage: Eukaryota; Fungi; Ascomycota; Eurotiomycetes; Chaetothyriales; Herpotrichiellaceae
Product: CBF/Mak21 family-domain-containing protein
Exons: 1
Coding region: 83-922 (279 amino acids)
Biological process (GO): ribosome biogenesis
Cellular component (GO): Noc4p-Nop14p complex; nucleolus; small-subunit processome
Source: RefSeq, a predicted model, not a curated record
UUGGUAUUUGGAGAAACUCCAAAUCAUCUCUACAACUUUCUUUCCUGCAUAGCGAAACACCCACGAGACCACCUCACUCAUCAUGCCGGCCAUGGAUUCCUACACGUCCCUCAUUUCCGCGCCCAUGACGCUGCAACAGCGGAAGAAACUUCUCAAACAACUACAAUCCCCCGACACAAUCUCCAGUCUCCGUCGACCAGAAAUCCUCAUGGACUUCUUCACCGACAGCCUCGACAUGGGCGACUUGGGUCUCGCUGUCCCAGCUCUUCAAGGAAUCUUCCACCUCAUCAUGACCAGCAACCUCGACUACCCUUCUUUCUAUCCUCGUCUUUACGCCCUUCUCGACGGAGACCUCCUCCAUAGCAAAUACCGCUCCCGCGUCCUUCGACAUCUAGAUAUCUUCCUCUCACCAAUGAACCAUCUCCCCGCUGCGACGGUAGCCAGCUUCAUCAAGCGUCUGUCCAGGUUAUGUCUGUUCGCUCCACCGUCCGCAGUCGUCGCCAUCAUCCCAUUCAUCUACAACCUCCUCAAGACGCAUCCUACGACGACAUUCAUGAUCCAUCGCAAUCCUUACCCACCGUACACAAAACCCGGACAACACCUCGGUGUCGACCCGUACAAUCCAGCCGAACCCAAUCCACAACUCACUGGUGCGAUCGACAGUUCGUUAUGGGAACUCGAAACGUGUCAAUCUCAUUACCAUCCCACAGUGGCGAGCAUUGCGCGCAUCAUCUCUGAACAAUUCACGAAACAGCAGUACAAUCUUGAAGAUUUUCUGGAUCAUGGCUAUGCAAGCAUGAUGGAGAGUGAACUCAAGAAGAAAGACAAAAAGCCUCCUGUCCUGGAGUACAAGAUACCAGAGAAGAUUUUCCACACAGACGAGAGAGAUCCAUUGUCGGAAUUGUGGAGUUUCGAAGACUGAUUGAAAUUGAUUUCUGAAGCGUUCUAGCGACUGGCGUUGGUGGGCACCGGGAAAACAACGACCAUGACGACGAUAUGACCAACAUCUAAUUCAACGACACAAAUAUCACCUUCUGACUAAAAUUGCCUUCUAUGCUUCCUCCGAUGAGCCACAUGGACAUCCAAAUCCCUCCUCCUGGCUCUAUCCUGCGCGUUUUCGUCCGCUGUCGAUCUGACCCUUUUGCGCACCUUCUUCUUUCCAGCAACGUCCGCCGUACUGUUCAUCACUUGCGCGAUCAGGUACCCGUUGAUGGUGUUGCCCGAGUUCUCAAGCGCAUAUGUAGGACACUUGCCGUCCUGCUCACCACAUUCUACGG